Messenger RNA from Microbotryum saponariae, 1346 nucleotides. NCBI's taxonomy places the organism in Eukaryota, Fungi, Basidiomycota, Microbotryomycetes, Microbotryales, Microbotryaceae. The record is from the annotation of a GenBank genome assembly.
AUGCCUUCGGCUCCAAUCGGAAUCGCUCUUGUGGGGGGUAUUCCAACGAAAUCCCAAGAUCUCCCAAGGUGAGUAGGAUCUGACCCCAAGUGUUGCAUCAUACGUCCGACAAGACUACAGAGACCUGAUGAAUCGUAUUUGCGUACCCGCAUUCUGAAGCUCCAUCAUCUUCGCCAUCGCUUUCGCGUUCCUGGCUCCGUUGGCGAUCUAUCGAUUCUUGCAGCCGUCAUCGCGCACGACGACCUUGAUCCGACCGGCCAUCUUCAUCGUCGCCCGUAUCGCUACCUAUUGCAUCCGAGCCGUCAUCGCGGAUGGUGACUACGCGAUCGGUCUUUUCACCGCUGAACUUGCAAGUCCCUCGCUCGCUGUCAAUUCCGAGCUCGAGCGGUACCCUUUGGCGCCAGUCGAGUCAGGGUCAGGACGAAUGCUAAUUUUGACCACAUUCCCUCGCUUGUCAUAGAUCCUCCUUUUGACGGGAUUCAUCCUCCUGUGCGAACCUCUGCUCAGUAUGCUCGAAGCGCACGUCACACGCUACCGUGAACCUUCAAUCUACAACAAAGACUUGAUGGACCGUGCGGUGCGCUUGCUCAAGGUGGCGCUCCUCAUCGCCCUGAUUCUCGGCAUUGUCGUGAGUUCCCCUUGCGCCUUUGCUUUUCGCAUGAUAUGGUGAUAUCUAAUGCGCUUUCAUUCUACUCCACCUUUGAAAGGCCGGUUCUUCCUUCAGUGGUGUGGAGGAAGGAACGGGGAGUCUCUCGUCGUACAAAGCCGAGCGGUGAGUCACCUACCACGCCUCCUAUUCCCCUCUCUCAUCUCCCGCUCGAUCUCGUUUGCUCAUCCGAUGUGUCCCUAAUCUUUCUCUCACCCGCAGCAACGCGAACGUCAUCAUCUGUCUUGCCGUUGUCGUUCUCACCAUCGCCGUCUCUUUGAUCGCACAAGCACAACAAUCCCUCCCUAUGAGCGCGACUCUGCACCUGAUCGUUUGCGCGGCCCUGCUCGUGAGUUUUUGCGUUGACCCCUGUUCCCUGUGUCUCCUCGCCACGCGGAACUCAAUAACUCAAAUUACCCUUUAUCUUUCCCUUCAGGCCUUGAACGCCAUCUUUAAGCUCUACAUCUACCUCAACCCCGGCGACCCCUUGUCUACUCGCACCAAAGUGCUGUUCUACGUCCUCCUUUCAACGCCCGAGUGGAUCGUGACCUUGCUCUACCUCGUCUUCAACAUCCAGGAGUUGUACCAGCUGCAAGACCACUCCAAGAAGGUUAAGGAGGAGAAGAGAAUGAAGAAGGCGGCCAAGAAUGGUGGGGGAGCUUACGAUUUGGAACAAGGCAAGAGCUCUUUAUCCCGAUGA